This is a messenger RNA of Hemibagrus wyckioides, 2502 nucleotides long. RefSeq names its product extracellular calcium-sensing receptor. The coding region runs from base 1 to 2502 and encodes 833 amino acids. The transcript has 6 exons. Lineage: Eukaryota; Metazoa; Chordata; Actinopteri; Siluriformes; Bagridae. Gene Ontology annotation, molecular function: G protein-coupled receptor activity. The record is from RefSeq and is a predicted model, not a curated record. Gene Ontology annotation, biological process: G protein-coupled receptor signaling pathway. Gene Ontology annotation, cellular component: membrane.
AUGAUUGGGAACCCCGAGUACCCCCAGCUCUCCAAGGAUGGUGAUGUCAUCAUUGGAGGAGCUUUUUCAAUUCACAGCAAAAUUACAUUACAGCCACUGUCAUUUACUGAGAAGCCACAACGUCUAAUCUGCACAAGUCUGAACUUCAGAGAAUUCCGGUUUGUUCAGACCAUGAUCUUUGCUAUUGAUGAAAUAAACAAAAGUGGCCUACUUCCUAAUAUUUCCAUUGGAUAUAAGAUAUUUGAUAGUUGUGGCUCAACAUUAGCCUCAAUGAGAUCAGCAGUGGGUUUAAUAAAUGGUCAGGAACUUACAGCUCAAGAAACAUGCUCUGGACAUUCAGCAGUGCAAGCCAUCAUUGGGGAAUCAGAGUCUUCCUCAACCAUAGUUAUGUCAAGAGCAACAGGGCCAUUCAAGAUUCCAGUGAUCAGUCAUUUUGCUACCUGUGCUUGCUUGAGCAACAGAAAUGAAUAUCCAUCCUUCUUCAGAACAAUUCCCAGUGAUUACUACCAGAGCAGAGCUCUAGCACAGUUAGUGAAAUAUUUUGGAUGGACCUGGGUUGGAGCAGUAAGAAGCGACAAUGAUUAUGGCAACAACGGCAUGGCCACAUUUGUGGAGGCAGCUGCAAAAGAGGGAGUCUGCAUUGAGUAUAAUGAAGCAAUUCUAAGGACUAAUUCAAAAGAGAGCAUUGCUAAAGUUGUAGAAAUAAUCAAAAAAGGCACAGCUAAGGUGUUAGUAGCAUUUCUGGCUCAAAAUGAAAUGGAUGUUUUGUUAGAUGAGGCCUUUGCUCAAAAUGUGACAGGGCUGCAAUGGGUAGGCAGUGAGUCCUGGAUAACUGCCAGAUACUUAGCAACUGAAACUACAUCAAAAGUAAUCAGCAGUGCAUUAGGAUUUACCAUCAAUAAAUCUAAAAUACCAGGGCUAAAGGACUUCCUGCUAAAGGUUCACCCAUCUCAGAUUCCCUCAAAUUCCCUGUUGAUAGAAUUCUGGGAAAUUACAUUUGGAUGUCAGUUUUCACCCAAAACAGUGGAUGUGAAACUUUGUACUGGAUUUGAAGAUCUCAAAGAAAUAAAUAAUACAUUCACUGAUGUUUCAGAGCUAAGGAUUUCCAACAAUGUGUAUAAAGCAGUUUAUGCAAUAGCUCAUGCUCUACAUAAUGCUUUGGCUUGCAAUGCUAAUGGAAAUGUAAACUGCACCCAAAAAAAUCUGUUCCUACAGGGUCAGGUACUAGAAUCCUUACAGCAUGUGAACUUUACAAUGCCAUCAGGUGAACAUGUGUAUUUCAGUGCUAACGGAGACCCUACUGCAAAAUAUGAGCUGGUGAACUGGCAGAAAAAUUCAGCUGGCGAAAUAAACUUUGUUGCAGUGGGUUACUACGAUGCCUCUCUCCCAACCGACAAGCAGUUUGUCAUGAAUCCUGUUAAUAUAGUUUGGGCUGAAAAUAGCAAUGUGGUAGGUAUGAAAGGCACAGAAAGGCCAAGAUCUGUCUGCAGUGAGAGCUGUGAGCCAGGAUUCAGACAGGCACAAAUCAAAGGGAGGCCACCAUGCUGCUUUGCCUGUAUACAAUGCCCUGUGGGUGAAAUCAGCAACGAGACUGACUCUGUUGAAUGCAUCAGAUGCCCUCUGGAAUACUGGUCAAAUGAAAAUCACAGCCUGUGUGUUCCAAAGAAAGUGGAAUUCCUUUCGUUUGAUGAAAACAUGGGGAUUCUCCUGACAGCUGUUUCAUUAACAGGAGUUUCUAUUACUGUAGCAGUAGGACUGGUGUUUUUCUAUUUUAGAAACACACCACUUGUAAAGGCAAGCAACUUUGAACUGAGCCUCCUGCUUCUCUUCUCUCUGACUCUGUGUUUUCUUUGUUCACUUACUUUCAUUGGACAGCCUUCUGAGUGGUCCUGUAUGCUGCGCCACACAGCAUUCAGCAUUACAUUUGCGCUUUGUAUGUCCUGUGUUUUAGCUAGAACAAUUGCAGUGGUGAUGGCAUUUAAAGCCACAGUACCAGGUAGCAGUUUCCCCCAAUGUUCAGUGCCUGUACAGCGCAUGAGUGUUUUCUGCUGCACUCUUUUUCAAGUUAUUAUAUGUGUGCUGUGGUUAACACUUGCACCACCAGUGCCUCAAAAAAACAUGGCUCAUUAUAUAGAUAAAAUAAUACUAGAAUGUGACUUGGGCUCAAACCUAGGUUUCUGGGCUGUGCUGGUAUAUAUAGGACUUUUGGCUCUUUUAUGCUUUAUUUUAGCUUUUCUGGCUCGUAAACUGCCUGAUAAUUUUAAUGAAGCUAAAUUCAUCACAUUCAGCAUGCUCAUAUUCUGUGCAGUUUGGAUUACAUUUAUUCCUGCUUAUGUCAGCUCCCCUGGAAAAUUCACUGUAGCUGUGGAAAUAUUUGCUAUUCUGGCUUCCAGUUUUGGUUUACUAUUCUGUAUCUUUAUUCCAAAAUGUUAUAUCAUCAUACUAAAGCCAGAAAAGAAUACAAGAAAGCAUCUAAUGGGCAAAGCAAAUACAAAAUCUUAA